AUGGAGCCCGACUUCAUAACGCGAAAGUCCAUCUGUUUGGGCCAGCCGCUGCCCCCAAAUGUCGUUGUCCACGACAGUGAUCCAAACUUCGGUCCCGGCAUGGAGCGCCUGUAUCCCUCGAGCGUCGAGAGUAACAUUUUGGAAGAGCUGGUUAUACUCAAGGCCAAGCUACGGUUGUGCAACAACGACGACUUCUGGUCCUUUGUUUCUGAGCGCAUGGCCGAAAUCCUAGGAGCACAGCUCUCUUUCAUCGCCAAACGUAUUCUGGUCGACGAACAAGACUCGGCCAUCGAGAUGCCUCCUAUCGGAGAGCCUGGCUCUUGUCUGAUGGCAAGUGCUUGGUACUACAAUGACGGCAAGGGUCUGCAGGGCGUCGACAAAGGCUUCAAAUACCACGCCUACGGCUGUCCAUGUUCCUACAUGCGUCAUGACAAGGUCUUUGUCGUUCCCGAAAAAGUCAGCGAAAUGUUCGCCAACAACCCGAACAAGUUGCCUGUCUCUGCCGAAGCUUACAUUGGCGUCCCUCUCUUUGCUGACGGCAAGUGUUUUGCCCACUUUGGCGUCAUCUGGUCUGUCGAGGGCGCCGCAAAAAGGAAAGUUUCGUGGGCUUUUAUCGAAAUGUUUAUGCAUGCUCUGGAGGACCAAAUUUUGGAACGCUUGCUUGAAGGCACCGAGUUCAAAGACAAAGCAGAAGCCAACAGAGAUUUGCCGCGUGUCAUUCCGCAUGAAAUCAUCACCGCUGCCCAAUCUUUACAGCCAUACGCAAAGAGCCUGUCCCAUGAACUAAGGACACCAAUGCAAGGUGUGGUUGGUAUGCUUGAUGUCAUGUACGCCACUGUCCAAGAAGCCGCUGAAGGCCAGACAAAUGCAGAUGUUCGUAGAGUCUUCGAAACACUAAAGGAGAACAUUGAGACAGUCCAAGAUUCCUCGCGCCGUGCUGUUGAGGCUGCUGACAACGUCGUACAUGCCUACGACAUGAACCUAGGCAUCCCCACGGGACCUCCCAUAGACGAAGAACACAUGGACGGUUUCCCUGACAUGAACCACGCUUCCCAUCCCGAGAUUCUUGUUGCCGGAAGUGAUUUGCCCAUCUCGAGACCUAACAAGCGCCGUCGGGAGGAGCCCAGGAGUGAACCGGAAGGAAGCCCGACGAAAGUUCAGGCAACUCUUUCUGCUCGUGCAGCAAAAGCCUCUCCUACCGAAGGCAUCAAUUCAGGCCUUCAAGAAGCUGAAGAUCUCCCAGCAAGCGCUGCCCAACAAACGAUGCCUAUGAGCCCUCGGCCUAUGAUUGCUGCUCUACAGGGUGAUCGCGCCAUCGCUCCUGGUGUCAGACACACAAAUCUCCGCAGGGUUCUGCAAUAUGUUGUGAACGAGGGCUUGAAGGUUGGAGGGAGACCUGAUUCUGCUAUCGCUCAAGAAACAUAUCUCGGCGAGAUCAUCGAAGUGUGUACGAGAUCAGCAAAGGGUGAGCCUAGGACGAAACUCAUUGAGUGGUCUGUGGACUCUGCCGUGCCCGAAACAAUACUCGCCGAUGAGAAAGACCUUGCCAAGCUCAUCUCAUGCGUUUUCCUGAACGCUACCAAAUUCACACAGCAAGGAAACAUCACCCUCACAGCAAAGCUAAGCCCGAAACUCAGAUACAUCGUCAUCAAGUGUACUGACACUGGCCCUGGCAUUCCUGCAGCUUUCCUUCCACGUCUUUUUCAGCCAUUCUCACAAGAAGAUCCUUCUCUCACUCGUCAAAGUGAAGGACUUGGUCUCGGUCUUUUGGUGGCCAAAGGUCUAGCGCGAAAGCUUGGAGGAGAUCUUUUCUGCAUACGCGCAGACACUACUGGACCCAAGCGAGGCACGGAGUUUGAGAUGAGAAUUCCUCUCAGAGCUGGUGACACUACCACUCGACCUCCAUCGCCAUUCGGCACACCAUCACACAACAGAGUGCGCCAUUCAAACUCAGUAGAUUCUGACGGUCGCCCCUCUCCCAUGCCUAACUUCAGUACAUCGCAUACUCGCACUCGAAGCGACAACUCCAACAAGGACCUACCCUCUCCGGACGAGAAGCCUGCUACUGGUGAAUCAUCUGCAGCACCUGCUGUCAGGAGUCCUCCAGUACUCAAACACACCCACUCCUUCUCCGUGCCGUCGUUCCCGCAGAAGCAAUCAAGCACUGCUGGACGCAAGUCAUCGGCCAGCCUCAACAGUAUCGACCGCAACUUGGCUGUCAAAUAUCCCUUGAAUUUCCUCGUAGCAGAGGAUAAUAAAAUCAACCGCAAGCUUCUUGUUAGCAUGCUCAACAAGUUUGGCUACAAGACGGUGAUCGAAGCAUAUGACGGUGCCGAGGCCGUGCGACUGAUGUCAAAGAACCCAACAGUUGACGUUGUGCUCAUGGACCUCUGGAUGCCCUUCAUGGACGGUUACGAAGCCACCGAAAAAAUCCUCGCCAUGAGCCAUGGCAAGAACGGCGUUUGUGGCGGUACACCGACCGUUCUGGCCGUGACGGCGGACGUGACCGACGGAGCCCUUGAGCGGGCUGCCAAGGUCGGUAUGAAGGGGUUCAUGACAAAGCCAUUCAAGCUCAUGGACCUCCAACGUCUGAUUCUAGAAUACUGCGCUCGCAGCGGAAGUGAAGUUGAAGGUGGAGAGUGA
This is a messenger RNA of Aureobasidium namibiae CBS 147.97, 2643 nucleotides long. RefSeq lists its product as uncharacterized. Bases 1 to 2643 code for a protein of 880 amino acids. The transcript has 2 exons. Lineage: Eukaryota; Fungi; Ascomycota; Dothideomycetes; Dothideales; Saccotheciaceae. Gene Ontology annotation, biological process: protein autophosphorylation; phosphorelay signal transduction system. The record is from RefSeq and is a predicted model, not a curated record. Gene Ontology annotation, molecular function: histidine phosphotransfer kinase activity; phosphorelay sensor kinase activity.